Messenger RNA from Coccidioides immitis RS, 639 nucleotides. RefSeq lists its product as uncharacterized. The coding region runs from base 1 to 639 and encodes 212 amino acids. The transcript has 3 exons. The record is from RefSeq and is a predicted model, not a curated record. Lineage: Eukaryota; Fungi; Ascomycota; Eurotiomycetes; Onygenales; Onygenaceae.
AUGCUGACUCCGGGAAAUCGGAAAGGAACAGUCUUAAAGAUAAACUUUACCGUUCGGGAUCAGCUCCUGCAACAAUCCGUUGCGGAAUCGUCCAAGACGCCCUCAGAUCAGCGCUCAUUGCGCCAGUAUGUCGUCUAUGCCCCGUUCUCCGUAUACAUGCCUUUGUCUCUGGCGCGUUGUGAAGGCGUCGAGCGCGCAAUCGGGAUCGAUCAAGUGCGGAGUAGCGGACGAACCGUUCCCCAGUCCUCCCGUUGGGCCGUUACUCCUAUCAAGUCUCGCAGCCACGACGUUGGAGGCCAGACAAACCGCUGGACGCAGCGCAGGAGCAUCGGCGCAAAGCCAAGAUUGCGGGUUAUUGCGAUCAUCAUCCGGAAUAAGAAAAUCAGCGCGUUCUCACAGUUACGAUCUAACGGGGCUCGUAUCUUUACUCGUUUUCUCCGUCUGCCCAGCGCGGACGGCGGGGAUGUCCACUUCGGUUAUGAUCCGUUACACGAACCCACGCGCCUGGUUCCUUCGUUACGAUCCUCAUCCGUUGGUGCCACUGCUAAGCCCGGCCGCUCGAAGGACCACCGCCUCACCUGUGGCGCAGGGACACUCUUGGCUGGGUGCGUUCCGGUGCUUUUCGCCUGCAUCAGCUGA